GCAUAGUGAACUUUAACCUCUUUUGUGUCACUCACAUCCAAUAUGGCUCCGGAGCAACGGAGACGCACAGUUCCUUAGAAACGGAGUACACACACAACGUUGCCUUUAAUAUCGGAUAAAUAAACUACAAAAACGACGAGAUUUGUUAUGAAAAUGCAUAUUCUGUAGCUCGAUUUACAAGUUCAUAACACCACCCCCCUCAAACAAAAUAUUUCAGGGAAAUUCAAAAUGACGCAAAGUGAAAAGCAAAAACAAAAUGGAAAUGAAGAAAUCAUUAAAGAGUUGUGCACUGGCAAUGGGAUAUCCUAUGAGAAGGUCUCCCAGGAAGGUGAAGGCGUCACUGUUCUGGAAAUGUUUUUCUCGGGGUAUCCCCGCAUGGUGGGACUUUCUUAUUUUCCGAACCUGACCACCCUAAUGCUGGUAGGACAGCACAUUCAGAAGAUUGAGGGGCUGCUCUCCUGCCCACUGCUCAAGGAGCUCUGGAUUAUCGAGUGCCAGCUGACUAAAAUUGCCGGUCUUCAAAACUGCCUUCGGUUACAGAAACUCUUCCUCUAUGACAAUAAAAUUAAUAAGAUUGAAAACUUAGAGCUGUUGGAGAAACUAGAGGUGCUUUGGCUUAACAACAACCAGAUUGCAGCCAUUGAGGGGCUGACAACACAAAAAAACUUGGAAGAAUUAAAUCUGGCUGACAAUGCCAUUGAGAAAAUUGGCCAUUGCCUUGAUCCAAAUGAACACCUCGAAAGGCUAAACCUUUCUGGGAACAAAAUAUGCUCCUUUAAGGAACUGACACACUUAGCAAGACUGCCUUGUUUAAAAGAGCUGGGUUUAAAGGAUCCACAGUACAGCCCAAACCCGGUGUGUUUGCUGUGUAACUAUGCUACACAUGUGCUGUACCACAUACCCAAGCUACAAAGGCUGGAUACAUAUGAUGUGUCUAAUAAACAGAUUAAGGAUGCAGCAGAGUCUACAGUGAUGAAAAAGAUGAUGUAUUAUAACAUGCGAGUGAAGACCAUUCACCGCCGACUGGCAGAGAUGCUUACAAGACUCGUGAAACAAAGAAAUCUAUUGCAACAGCGUCCGGUGGAGCAAAUAAGAGCUCUGAACUUUACUCUAAAAAACCUGGAACGUGAAUUAUCUGAGAUCCAAACACCUUCCAAAAAGUGCAGUAGUAAAGAGUCCCCAGACUCCAGGGACGAGCAGAAAUGUGUGACAGAGGGAUCCAGUAACAACAGCAGCAGUACUGGGGACAGCGUGGGGGAUCCCUGCCUGGAGCAAAAACUGUUCUGGAAACUUGAUGCCAUUAAAGACAGGCUUGCAUUCUGGAAAAGAAAGAUGGAUGAAAUAGAGACGAUCUACCAGCAGGAAGUAACAAGAGCCAAUGAGUCUAAUGACGUGAUGGUGCGAUUUCUGCUGAUUGAGCUGGAAACAGUGGGAAAUAUUCGAUUUGAAGAAGGCUCCACAUCUGAUGUCUGGUUCAGUUCCUGCUAUGACUUAGUCCUCUCCCGGUUCUGUGCAUUGGAUUUCAAGGCUUAUGGAGUUACAGGUGUCAAAAUAAAUCGUAUAAUCAGGGUCCAUAAUCGAAUUCUGAGACUCCGAUUUGAAGAAAAACUGCACUCUCUUUUGGCAAACGAGGAAUCGUCCAUUUUCUCUCAAAACUACAAAAAAUUGCUGGAAUACCUGUUUUAUGUCUGUGAUCCACGACUUCCCAGUGGGAAGGAUGAAUUAUUGCAUGUGCUGGAGAAUGGAUUUAAAACUGCUGACGCAUACAAGGCUUUGGGUAAAGAAAGAGCAGUUCCACUCUCCAAUAGUAUAAGUCUUUGUGAGCAGCCAAGAAUAGAAUAUCUACAGUCGCAGGCCAAAGCCUGGGGAAAAACUGUCAUUGAUCCUGUUCCAUUCAGACAUGGCCAGAUUAUCGUUGCCAAGGUCUUCCUUGGUCCUAGCGUCCAGGCUCAGAAAUCAGAGCCAAUUGAUCAGGUGAAUUACCCAAAGGCUCAUUCUGUCUUCCGCACUCGAAAAGUGGAGAAAAACACAGGAACCAGGGAAGAUAAAGAAUUGGCCUGUUUUACGAAUCAGCAUAGGAACUGUGACUGCAGCCUGAGGCAAAGUGAAUGGUUUGUCUUUGACCACGAGCUUGUCUUGCCAGAAUAUAUCAUUGACUUUGAGUAUAUCAUGCAGGACAGGCCACAGCCCCUAUUCACCUCCCUGCUUGAUAACAGGACUGGUACUGGCAGUGAAGACCCAUCGUCUGCGCAAGCAGUGACAGGGUCUCCUUCUGACAUAAACCUCGAUGAGAAAACGAUGAACAUGGAGCCAGUUAUCAAACCUCGACCCAAAAUGAUCAGCCUGGAGGAAAAGACUGUGCUUGUGGUGGCGAAGGCAAACAUCCUCAGUCAAAUCAUAGUUCUGAAUCUUCACGGAAACAGUCUGAAUAAAUUAAAGGACCUGUCUCGUCUGACGGCCUUACGGAAACUUAUUAUCAGCUUUAACGAGUUCACACAUCUGGAUGAUAUUUCACAUCUGCCCCAUUUAGAGUAUGUGGAUGCUAGCUAUAAUCGAAUCCAGACCCUGGAGGGAUUGAGAGGGGUGCACAAGCUAAAGCACUUGGAUCUGAGCUGGAACCACCUGACUAGAGACAGAGAUGAUAUCGGAGUCCUCCGCAAACACGCUCCAGCACUGGAGAACCUGGACAUCAGACACAAUCCCUGGCACAAAACUGGAUCCCUGCGCUUGACUGUAAUAGGGCGACUGAAGACACUGGCCCACUUGGAUGGAGUGCUUGUCAAUGAAGAGGAGGCUGCAGCGGCUUUACGAAUGGCUGUUGGAUUCAGAAUUACUCAAGGUUCCCUGUUGGUUCACUCUCGGACCGAUAGAGCCCGGCCACGCAGCCUCAGUUUACUCUCAUCGGCCCAAAUACUGACCCAGCUCAGCAAAAACAAACUGGGCACAUCUGCUGAGUUAGAACCAGGCUGGUACACGAAGAUCACUGCCCUUAACCUUGACGGACAGAAACUGGUACGACUUGUCAACCUGGACAAACUGGUGAACUUGCGUUGGGCAUCUUUUAAUGACAAUGAUAUCAGCAAGAUUGAAGGCCUUGAGAACUGCCAGCAGCUUGAAGAAUUGUCUUUAGAUGGAAACUGCAUUUCACGGCUGGAAGGAAUUUCAAAGAUGACCAAAUUAACCCGAUUCAGUCUCAAUAAAAACCAGUUGGUCUGUCUUAAUGGAGAAAUCCUAGAGAAACUGACUCACCUUCACUACCUUUCUGUGGAAAACAAUAACAUCCAAUCAUUAGAAGGGGUGCAAAAGGCAUCUUCAUUGAUCGAAUUGUACAUCGGAAACAACAGCAUAGCUACAAACCGGGACAUCUACCAUUUAAAGGGCCUAACUAACCUUAUUAUCCUGGAUUUAUAUGGGAACCCUUUAAUAGGAAAUCAAGAAAACUACAGGCUGUUUGUCAUAUUCCACCUGCCUGCGCUCAAAGCCCUGGAUGGAGUUGCUGUGGAACUGUCUGAAUCUGAGAAUGCAAAGGAUGCGUUUGGAGGCAGACUGACACCUGAUAUGGUCGCAGAGAAGCUGGGGCAUUCAAAUUACACUGACAUCCUUCAGCUGGACUUACCAGCAUCUUCAAUUAGGACUGUGGACCUUUCUCCAGCAGAUCUGUUCAGGCGUUUACGAAGCAUUAACUUGGAACACAACAACCUGACCUCUUUCAGUGGCCUCAUUUUUCUUCCUAAUUUAAAGGUUCUGUGUCUCAAUCAUAACCAUAUUGAUUCCAUUCUGCCCAGACUUAAAACACAAGCCCAUUUAAGUAACAGGCAAAUGCUGUACCAGAAAGUGAACUCCAGUGGCUACGGGCAACAAGGACUUUCAAAAGGCACCAGAGAUCCAGUGCCCAUUGAAAGUUUGGUCCCAAUAAUGGAAAGUUUGGAGGUGCUGCAUUUAGGGUACAAUGGGAUUUCAAGUCUUGCUAAUCUACAGCUCAGCAGGCUCACACAUUUAAAAGCACUCUUUCUACAAGGUAAUGAAAUCAGUCAGAUUGAAGGGCUGGAGGGGCUGCAGUAUCUCCGGGAGCUGGUGCUAGAUCAAAACCGGAUCAAAACAAUAAACGAGACCUCCUUUAUAGGCCAGGUCUCUUUAGUGGAGCUCCAUCUCGCAGAGAAUAGGAUUCGAGAACUGAACAACUUGCAGCCUUUGAUGGAGCUUCACAGACUGUUUCUGGGAAUUAAUAAAAUACAGGACAUAUCAGAACUGGAGAAACUGGAUACUCUUCCAACACUGAUAGAGCUUUCUGUUGUUGGAAAUCCUAUUGCACGCAAAAUGAUGCACCGCCCAGCAGUGGUGCUUCGACUUCCUGGCCUUCAGGUCCUGGAUGGGAUUGCAGUGACCGUGGAGGAGAAAACUCGAGCUGAACUGCAGUACAUGGAGCUACAGUGUUCCCCAAUUACCAACCCCGCAUUAGACAUAAACACAUGCCCGCCUGGUCUCAUGCCCGCCUUGGCGAAAGCGGCCCCAUUCCGUGUGACAAAUGUACAUCUAACGGGGGGACUUCAGCAGUUUCUGAGCUCUGACCUCCUCCUGCCCCAUGACUUAGAGGACUCACCGCAGCACGAAACGACCAAACAUAAAAAGCAGAAGUACACCAGCGGGAUAAUUUCAACCAAUUCUCGGAGCCUGCAUGCAGAAAUUGCCUUCAAGCAACUAAGAGGUGGAACACAUUUUCCACCCACAGCUUUAAUGCAGCAGAAUGCCUCUUCUCGUCUAAAUUACGCUUAUCCUAACGGCCAGGAACAAGAAGGAAGGUUCCACAGUAAUAGCGCACCCAGACCUCCACGAAUGUAGUUAAUAUGACAUUGGCUGUAUUGGUGAAGUGGUUUUAAUGUGAUGUAAGUACAACAAGAAAAAGAAGAUGUAAACCCUGGAAGAAGAGACCAAACUUGUACAUUUAAAAGAAAAACAUUUGUAUACGUAUGAUUAUGGUAGCACGCUGGAGGGGGAAAAAAAAAAAUGUAAUAAAUUAUUUCCUGCAUUUCAAGCAAUUUACUGCUGCAGCAACAAAAGAAUAUGCCACCAGCAGCCCUCUUUUCUAGUUUGUGUUAAUAUUAAGAGGUUUGAAUUAGUCAAAGCAAAAUGGGUUCUUUGCUCACUGGCUUUGUCAUUAGAAAUGAUCACUUUUAAAGGUCAACGCUUUCUUCACACCAAAUAUCAUUUCUGCUUGAUAUUCAUAUAUGUUCUCAAAAUAAAUCAGCACACUUCUCGAUGGUAUAAAAAUGGAUCUUGAAAUUGAAGUGUGACUGCAUGAAAACAGGCGUAACAUGAGUGUUGAGUAAAGCCUUCCAUGGUCAUGUAAUCUUGGCAUGUGUGGGAUAAAUUAGUUGUGGUCAGCCAUACAAGUGGUUUGAGUGACAGGCUGUCUGAAGUUGCUGUCUUGUGUGUUUUCUGGCAAUAGCAGAAUAAAGCGGAAAUAAACCCCAUUUAAAAACAGCCACAGGUGCUUGGCCUGUAUGCUGUGUGCCAGUGGGUCAAAUGGAUACCCAACAAAUAGAUAAUCCGGAUUUACCACACCUUUUUGAAGGAUGGCAAUCUGCUAUCACUCAGAUGAGUCUAAACAUGUUGAAUCAAUUGCAAGCACGGUUUUUAUUUCUUAUGUCUUGAAAUUACACUCCUGCUGUGUUUCUUUGCAUCGCAUCACUGUUGUUCCAAACUUUCCCUUUGUGAUUGGUAAUAGGGAAUGGGGUGGCAUUCAUCCCAAAUGGAAAAGAAGUCCAAUGUUCCCACGGUGGGUAACUUGCAAGAUCUUUAUUUAUAUGUUGUAAAUAUUUUAACAGACCUAUCAAGCCCAAAAGACCCAUCCAUGUAACAAGUUAUGUUUCUUUGUUGAAAUAAAUGUUUGUAUUUUAGAAAUACGUCUUUUCUUUUCUUUG
Acipenser ruthenus (sterlet) is the source of this 5921-nucleotide messenger RNA. Its product is annotated as leucine-rich repeat-containing protein 9-like. Lineage: Eukaryota; Metazoa; Chordata; Actinopteri; Acipenseriformes; Acipenseridae. Gene Ontology annotation, molecular function: protein binding. The record is from RefSeq and is a predicted model, not a curated record. The transcript has 33 exons. The coding region runs from base 229 to 4839 and encodes 1536 amino acids.